UUCAGUAAAUCGCCCGUCACAGACUUUAUUCGUAGCCGUACUCUAGUCUAGCGAGAGAAUUUUUAUCGAAAAGUCCGCUUUUAAAAAAGAAUAGAUGUAAAUCAACAAGCUAAUAUUAUUUUUUCUGGAAAAUAAUAGUGUGACAAGCUAUUUUCUCAUCAUGACAUCGAAUAAUAACCUCACAACCCUGCCUAGACAAUCAUGGGUCGACAUAGAAUUUCAAGAUUUGACCUAUUCAGUACCCCAAGGAAGAAAAGGCUGUAAAUUAAUCUUAAAGAAUAUAAGCGGCCACUUUGCCGCAGGUCAGCUAACGGCUAUUCUCGGUCCAUCCGGUGCGGGGAAGAGUACAUUACUUAACACGCUAGCCGGAUACAAAAGUGGUACGGCAAGUGGGCAAAUCCUCAUCAAUGGCAAGCAAAGAAACGUGAAAAAAUUCAGGAAUCUCUCGAGGUAUAUAAUGCAAGAAGACGUGGUCCAACCCAUGCUGACAGUAGGCGAAGCCAUGAUGGUAGCUGCCAAUUUAAAAUUGGGCAAGCGAAUAACACAAACAGAGAAAGAAAAAACCAUAGAUGAAGUACUAUUGCAACUAAAUCUUCAGCAUACCUUCAGUACCAGAACGACAAUGCUGUCAGGUGGUGAAAAGAAGCGUUUGUCUAUUGCUUUGGAACUGCUAAAUAACCCACCUGUGUUGUUCUUGGAUGAACCUACCACAGGUUUAGACGAUUUGUCAUGUAUGCAGUGCGUAAAUCUACUCAAACAAAUCUCGGAAGGUGGAAGAACGAUCAUAUGUUCGAUACACACGCCAAGUGCCAAAAUGUUCUCUAUUUUCGACAAAGUCUACAUUAUUUCAGCUGGACAAUGUAUAUACCAAGGAUACGGACCUAAUAUUGUACCGUAUUUAGCCAAUAUUGGUUUGGAGUGUCCUAAGCAUUUCAAUCCUGCAGAUUUUGUGAUCGAAGUAGCUUGCCAGGAAUACGGAAAUUUCCAAGACAGACUUACGUCCUCGAUUGACAAUGGUAAAAUUACCUAUUCCACAGACUUAGUUAAGAAAGCAACAACAGAAACGCCAAAAAAUGUUGAAAAUACUACAAGUGACCAUUUCCAGAUAGUGGAGCCCGAUUAUAGUUUUAAUGAAAAAUCGGACUGGUUUACACAAUAUAAAAUAUUAUUGUUACGAAUGUGGAAGCAGAUGCUAAGAGAUAAAAGUUACCUCGUCCUCCGAACCUUGUUGUACAUACUAAUCGGUAGCCUUAUAGGCAACCUCUACCUUGGAAUGGGCAGGGACGGUUCAAAAACCAUUUUCAAUUUUGGGUUUUAUUUCACGUGCCUUAUAUUCUUCAUGUAUAUUCCUAUGAUGCCAGUAUUGUUACAAUUUCCCAAAGAAUUUCAACUAAUAAAACGCGAAUACUUCAACAAAUGGUAUAGACUAAGCGCAUAUUUUGCCGCACUUACCACCUCAACGUUACCCAUUCAACUAGGCCUGGGGUCGGUCUACGUUAUUCUGGUCUACACCCUGUCCGAUCAGCCUAUGGAAUUUGACAGGUUGACGCAUUUUUACUUGAUCUGCAUGCUAACGGGAGUCAUAUCUGAAAGUUUUGGAUUGUUGAUAGCGUCUCAUCUUAGUUUAGUGAACAGUAUGUUUGUGGGUCCAGUCCUAGCCGUACCCCUCAUGCUCCUAGCCGUAUACGGUUUCGGCAGCGGCUACAGCAGCAUCCCCACCCUAAUCAAGAUAGCCAUGUACUUUAGUUACCUCCGAUACUCCCUAGAGGCUCUGAUUCACACCAUGCUGAUCGGCAGAGAUAAGCUAAAAUGUCCAGAAGACGCCGAUUUCUGCAUUUGGACCGAUUUGGAGAACUUCAUGGUAGACAUGGGCAUUGAAAACACUAUAUUGUGGGUGGAUAUAGUUGCUCUGGUGGUUGCCUACGUUAUAUUUAGGGGCGGGUCAUAUUACCUACUCAAACAACGACUUACCCCUAACAAAACCUUUAGGGCGUUGGGUUACAUUGGUAGAAUAGUGAAGUCUCACAUAGGACGAUGAUAAGUGCUGUGUUAAGUAGAUUUGUAAAGAAAGUGUUAACCAAAGAAUCGGAAUUAUUGUUAGGAGAAUUUAAAAAUACGUUUAUACGGUGUUGUUGCAGAAUUUAGAUGUUUUUUUACCAUUAAGAAAUAUUUUAUGUUAAUUUAUAAGACUAUUUUUUUGAUGAAGUUUUUUAUUGAUAACGAAAUAGGAACAUCACAUAUCUGUGUUAAAUUAGUGAGUCAAAAUGUAUUAAUUUUUUACCAUCUUAUUUAUGUCGUUUUUAAGAAAUUUUAUACAGGGUUGUAAAAGUGAAAACACUUAAAAAAAUUAAGAGAAAUAAUCCAUAAGACGGAUUAAUAUCAUUGCAAACUUUUGUUUGGAUUGGUCAAAAUUCAUAAUAAAAUAAUAUCUGUAUUAAAGUACAUGUAUAAAAUAUUUUGGAACCAACAUAUAGUAGCAAAAUAUAAACAAAGCAUUUUUCUAUUUACUGGUUUAUAUGACCAUAGACUAAAUAUAUUCCUUUUUUCGAGAUUUGACAUCUUUGAUCCAAUAUAUAUAUUGUUCUUCAUAUAAACAUAAAAAGAGUAUUAAAUAAAUAAGUAUCUCUAUUUACGGAAAAUCAUUUAUGAACUACGUUAACA
This is a messenger RNA of Sitophilus oryzae (rice weevil), 2661 nucleotides long. RefSeq names its product ATP-binding cassette sub-family G member 4-like. The transcript is spliced from 9 exons. Lineage: Eukaryota; Metazoa; Arthropoda; Insecta; Coleoptera; Curculionidae. The record is from RefSeq and is a predicted model, not a curated record. Gene Ontology annotation, cellular component: plasma membrane. Gene Ontology annotation, molecular function: ATP hydrolysis activity; ATP binding; ABC-type transporter activity. Bases 161 to 2038 code for a protein of 625 amino acids.